Molecule: messenger RNA, 3140 nt
Organism: Pistacia vera
Lineage: Eukaryota; Viridiplantae; Streptophyta; Magnoliopsida; Sapindales; Anacardiaceae
Product: protein argonaute 4A-like
Biological process (GO): regulatory ncRNA-mediated post-transcriptional gene silencing
Cellular component (GO): cytoplasm
Molecular function (GO): RNA binding; protein binding
Source: RefSeq, a predicted model, not a curated record
AUGGGUGCAUUGCUCAGUUAUAAGUGUUAUAGAAAAGAUUUUGAAUGGAACUGCACUGUUUAUAGAAAUAUCAAUGUAUAUUCUGGCCUAGAUGUACCUGUUCAUGUUCAUCUAUUUUACUGGUGCUUGGUUCUCUUGUGUUGUAUGUUUUACUUAAAAGGUGCUACUCCAUUGUUUGUAUUACUUGCUGUCAUUAACGUUAAAAUGCUGAAGCUUUCUGUGGAUCAUCUGAUUAUAAUGGAUUCUCCUAUAGAUCCAAAGGCUCUGCCUGCACCUCCACCUGCACCUCCGCCUGCACCUCCACCUGAGAUCCCUCUAAAUAUAGAACGUGAGGAACUUAAACCAGAACCUGGUCCUGAGGAGAAUAAAAAGAUUUUGAAGCCUAAACGUGUCCCUAUGACUAGGCGUGGUGCUGGUACUAAAGGACAAAGAUUACCUCUUCUUUGUAAUCAUUUCAAAGCCAAUAUUGCUGGUGCUAGUGGCCACUUUUAUGAGUACAGUGUAAGCUUAUUUUAUGGGGAUGGUCAUCCUUUUGAAACAAAGGGAAUUGGAAGAAGGGUAAUUGAUAAAGUUCAGGAGACUUAUAACAAAGAUCUUGCUGGGAAAUACUUUGCUUAUGAUGGAGAAAAGAGUUUAUUUACAUUUGGUGCCCUCCCAAACAACAAAAUGGCAUUCUCUGUUUUACUUGACAAUCUCUCAUUGAAUAGAACUACUAGAAAUGAUAGUCCUGGUUGCAAUGGGAGUCCUAAUGAUAGUGAUAGGAAGAGAAGGUGAGUAUCACAGUCCAAAACAUUUAAAGUAGAGAUCAGCUUUGCUGCCAAAAUCCCUAUGACAGCAAUUGCAGCUGCUUUACGUGGGCAAGAGUCAGAAAAUUCCCAAGAGGUGCUAAGGGUCUUAGACAUCGUCUUAAGACAGCAUGCAGCCAAACAAGGCUGCCUUCUCGUACGCCAGUCAUUCUUUCAUAAUGAUAACAAUUUCACAGGCUUGGGUGGUGGUAUUCUUGGUUGCAGGGGCUUUCAUACAAGUUUCCAAACCACGCAAGGUGGAUUAUCGCUAAAUGUUGAUGGAACAACUACAACAGUAGUUCAGCCUGGGCCACUAAUUGAUUUUCUCAUUGCCAACCAAAAUGUGAAAGAUCCAUAUCAGCUUGACUGGGCCAAGGUUAAACUUUUGAUCAGAAAUUUGAGGAUAACAGUUGGGCCCAACAAUUAAGAAUAUAGAAUCACUGGACUGAGUGAUAAUAAUUGCAAAGACCAGAUGUUCUCACUGAAAUCAAAAGUAAAUGGUGAUAAUGAAGGUGUUGAUAUAACGGUUUUUGAUUAUUUUGUUAAUCAUCAUGGCAUAAAUUUACGCUAUUCUGGAGACUUGCCCUGUAUCAAUGUUGGCAGACCAAAGUGGCCUACUUACAUUCCCGUUGAGCUCUGCAUGCUGCUUCCCUUACAAUGCUAUACAAAGGCAUUAACUGUUUCCCAAAGAUCUUCCCUAGUGGAAAAAUCACGACAGAAGCCCCAAGAAAAGAUAAAGAUCUUAACUGAAGUGCUGAAAGGCAACAAAUAUGAUUCUGAACCAAUGCUGCGUUCUUGUGGCAUUUCAAUCAACUCGCAUUUUACUCAAGUUGAAGGCCGCAUUUUAUCUGCCCCAAGGUUGAAGGCAGGAAAUGGGGAGGAUGUCAUUCCUAGAAAUGGGCGGUGGAGCUUUAACAAUAAGAAAUUUGUACAACCUGCUGCUAAAAUUGAUCGCUGGGCGGUGGUAAACUUUUCUGCUUGUUGUGAUAUACGCAGCCUUUGCAGAGAUUUGGCAAAAUUUGGAGAAAUGAAAGGUAUUGUGAGAGAACCCUCAGCUUCACCACCUCUUGUUUGGAUAGAAAAGAUGUUUGAACAGAUAAAGCCAAAGUUUGCCGGUGGUCCUCCUCACUUCCUUCUAUGCCUUCUCUCUGAUCGGAAGAAUUCUGAAAUUUAUGGUUGCUGGAAAAAAAAUCUUGUGGAAUUCGGAAUUUUCAAUCAAUGCCUAUCACCAAACAGAGUUAAUGAGCAGUAUCUUACAAAUUUGCUCUUGAAGAUAAAUGCCAAGCUUGGUGGAUUGAAUUCAAUGUUAGCUAUUGAGCAGUCGAGAAGUCUCCCUUUGGUUUCUAAGGUUCCCACAAUUAUUUUUGGGAUGGAUGUCUCACAUGGUUCCCUAGGCCACUCUGAUGUGCCAUCUAUAGCUGCAGUAGUCAGCUCUAGGGAUUGGCCGUUACUUUCUCGAUAUAGAGCUUCUGUUUGAAGCCAGUCACUGAAGCUUGAGAUGAUUGGUUCCCUAUUUAAGCCCCAUCCAGAAAAGGGUGAUGCUGGGGUAGUCAGAGAGCUGUUGCUUGACCUCUAUCAGAGUUCAGGACAAGUGAAACCUCCCCAGAUAAUCAUAUUCAGGGAUGGAGUAAGCGAGUCUCAGUUUAAUCAAGUACUUAACAUUGAGCUAGAGCAAAUCAUCAAGGCCUGCAAGUUCCUUGAUGAAAGUUGGUCUCCCAAGUUUACUGUAAUUGUUGCACUAAAAAAUCAUAACACGAAACUUUUCCAAGCUAGAUCACUAGACAAUGUUCCUCCAGGAACGGUUGUUAAUAACAGCGUUUGUCACCCGACAAGGAAUGAUUUCUACAUGUGUGCUCAUGCUGGGAUGAUGGGCACAACAAGGCCAUCAAACUACCAUAUUCUUUUAGAUGAGAACGGUUUUUCAGUUGAUGAAUUACAGGAAUUAGUUCAUUCUCUUUGCUAUGUUUACCAGAGAAGCACAACUGCAAUAUCUAUUGUUGCUCCCAUCUGCUACGCCCACUUGGCAGCUUCUCAGGUUUCGCAAUUCAUGAAGUUUGAUGAGACGUUGGAUACAUCUUUGAGUCACGGAGGUCUUACUGCUCCUGGAUCUUCCCCAGUACCUGAGCUGCCAGUGUUGCCCGACAAUGUAUGCAGGUCCAUGUUUUUCUGGCUGAAUAUGGUGAAACGCAAACGGGACUAACAUCAUAGUUAGGCUUUUACCAUGUUAAUUUUGGAACAACAGAAUGUAUUUUGAAAUUCUAAGCAGUGGUAUAUUUAUCUAUGGCAUUAUUAUGCUUAUGCUGACAAUAGACUUAAACAUAAAUAUAUGUUUGGUACAUGUUGAAUGUGUAAUUA